AUGCUGACCCCCUCGGCCGGCAUCUCGCCGCCCUCCUUCUCCGCAGCUAGUAGCCCCUCCACGUCCUACUCCCUCCUCCGCCCUCUCCGACGAUGCCGACGCCUUCCCGUCCCCCGAGCCGCCGCCGUUCCCCCCAAGCGCUCGGCGCCGGUCCCCGCCACCAGCCUCCCGCCCGAGGCCCCCGCCCCGGCCCCCUCCACCUCCACCUCCUCCGCCGCCGCCGCGGCGCCCUUCUCGGUCACGGCCGCGGGGACCUACCAGGGAGGGGAGGACCCGCUCGUCUCCAAGCUCCGCACCCAGCUCGGCGUCAUCCACCCGCUCCCGGCGCCCCCCGUCAGCCGCUCCGUCGUCGGCCUCUUCGCCCUCUUCUUCUUCGUCGGCGCCGCCUUCGACAAGCUCUGGACGCUGCGCAAGCGCCGCCGCGCCGAGCGCGAGCUCAAGGUCAACGGCUCCUGGCCGCAGGUGCCCACCCCGAGCUUCUCCCUCUUCCUCGAGGAGAAGGACCUGCAGCGCAAGGAGUCCGUCGAGUGGGUCAACAUGGUGCUCGGCAAGCUCUGGAAGGUCUACCGCACCGGCAUCGAGAACUGGAUCGUCGGCCUGCUCCAGCCCGUCAUCGACAACCUCCAGAAGCCCGAUUACGUCAACAGGGUCGAGAUCAGGCAGUUCUACCUCGGCGAGGAGCCCCUCUCCGUCAGGAACGUCGAGCGCUGCACCUCAAGGCGGGCCAACGACCUGCAGUACCAGAUUGGCAUUCGCUAUGCCGGUGGAGCACGCAUGGCAUUGGCACUCUCCUUGAAGUUUACCAAAGUACCUGUCGUCGUGCCGGUCUGGGUUCGAGAUUUUGAUAUCGAUGGGGAGUUGUGGGUUAAACUGAGGCUCAUACCAACAGAACCGUGGGUGGGAGCUGUAUCUUGGGCUUUUGUGUCUCUUCCCAAGAUUAAGUUUGAGCUUUCACUGUUCCGGCUAUUCAAUCUUAUGGCGAUUCCUGUUCUGUCUAUGUUUCUCACAGAACUUCUGACAGAAGAUUUGCCACGUCUCUUUGUGCGGCCCAAAAAGAUUGUCCUUGAUUUUCAACAGGGGAGAGCUAUGGGACCUGUUUCAGGAAGUGUUGCAAGUGAUAUAAUUCAAAAUGUUGCAAGUGACCUGAUCCAAGAGGGGAAUCAGGACUUUGUUGGAGAGCUAUCGGUGACAUUAGUUGAUGCCAGGAAGCUUAGCUUUGUCUUAUUUGGCAAGACGGAUCCUCAUGUUGUCAUGAUUCUUGGUGAUCAAGUGAUAAAGAGCAAGAAGAACAGUCAAACAACUGUGAUUGGACUACCGGGAGAACCAAUUUGGAAUCAAGAUUUCCAUAUGCUUGUCGCAAAUCCCCGCAAACAGAAGUUGACCAUUCAAGUGAAGGAUUCAAUUGGUCUAACUGACAUCACUAUUGGCACUGGAGAGGUUGAGCUAGGGUCACUUAAAGAUACAGUACCUACGGACAAAAUCGUGACUUUAUAUGGAGGAUGGGGUUUGUUUGGGAAACGAGAGGCUGGGGAAGUUCUACUUCGGCUGACAUACAAGGCAUAUGUCGAGGACGAAGAAGACGAGGCGGUGAGAAGUGAGUUUGGUGCGGGUUAUGCCUCAGACGAGGAUGUGCUGGACUACGUUGGUGGCAUGAGCAAGGGUAGUGAUUUCGUAGGUAAAGAAAGAGAAACUUUCAUGGAUCUCCUCGCCGCGCUGCUGGUGAGCGAGGAGUUCCAAGGCAUAGUGUCAUCUGAAACUGGAAGCUCAUCGAGAGAAGGCGAGCAGGCGGGCAGUGGACCAGAAAGCACUGACAGAGUCGUCACCUCUACUAGCACUAGUGCGGGGGCGGCUGAUACAGAAGCAUCCACUGUGUCAAACAGCUCCACAGAUACGGCUCUGGUGUGGCUGGCGGCCAUAACGAGUGUGAUGGUGCUGGUGUCAUCCAACCUCGGCGGCUCAGGCUAUUUCAAUCCGUGA
Molecule: messenger RNA, 1977 nt
Organism: Miscanthus lutarioriparius
Lineage: Eukaryota; Viridiplantae; Streptophyta; Magnoliopsida; Poales; Poaceae
Source: the annotation of a GenBank genome assembly